AUGGAAGCGUUUGUUGAUACUAGAUAUAAAAUUUCUGGAGAAGGAAAAGAGUCAUACGGUCAUUCCAAUACUUUUACCGGGUUCAAUGCCGAUGUUGAACAUGUUAGGAUUGAUUUUAUUCUGGUUCAUCAACAAUCUUUAACCGGUGAUAAUAUAAAAAUUAUAAAUCAUGGUGUGAUGGAGAAUCAAUAUGAUGAUGGAUUGUAUAUUAGUGACCAUCAUAAGGCUAUCGAAUUAUUAAAUGCAGCAGAUGGAAAUUUAGAAAUAGCCCUUAAUUUACUAUUUGAAUAA
Molecule: messenger RNA, 291 nt
Organism: Entrophospora sp. SA101
Lineage: Eukaryota; Fungi; Glomeromycota; Glomeromycetes; Entrophosporales; Entrophosporaceae
Source: the annotation of a GenBank genome assembly